AUGUUUGAUAAUGAAGAUUCAACAUUACAAGAUGAUACUGGUCUACAAUAUGUAGAUUGUAUCCGAUUGAUUGAUGGUGGUCAACUUCAUAAAUUUGAAAGUUUAGUUAUGAAACAUGAUUUAAUUAAAAUGGAAACAACAACAAAUAAUAAACCACUUUUAUUUAAUGCUAUUGAACAUAAUGAUGAAAAUUUUGUUCGAUUACUGUUAGAAAUGGAAGUACCAUUAGAUAAAACUUAUGGAGUUAUGAUUCAAUCGUCUGAUUUAUCAAUGGAAUCUUCUAUUCCAAGUUUAGAAAAUCAACAUCACAUGAUAAAACGUUUAAUGAAUGCUCAUGAAUAUGCAUUAGAAUUAAAUCGGCCACAUUUAGCCAAUAUAAUAUGGAAAAAAAUGAAUUUACCAUCGUUCGAAGAACGAUAUCAAAAUACAAUUCGUACAAAUGAUAUAAGAAAAUGUGAUAAUUUUAUAAGAAAGAUAAGAAAUGAAAAACGACAAUAUGAACUAUGUAAAGAAGGAAUCUUUCUAGCAGCAUAUGCAGGUUCAGUUCGAUUAUUAGACUAUUUUCUUACUCGAUGGAAAAUCGAUAUAAAUAUUCAAAAACAAACUGAUGAUGGUUAUAUAACGACACCAAUACUAACAGCCAUAACAUCUAAUCAAAGUGAAGCAUCAAAAUUUUUAUUAUUUCGAGGAGCCGAUGGUAGUUUAAAAGGACAAUUUGAUAAUGCAUUAGUUACCGCUCUAAAUUAUAACAGUCAUACAGAUUUAAUACGUUUAUUACUUGAAAAAAAUGUUGAUUUAACAGCUCGACAUCCUAGUUAUCCAAAAUUAAGUUUAAGAGAUUAUUGUGUUAUAACCGAUCGUGUUAAAGCAAAAUGUGAAAUUGAUAAUUAUAUAGCCAAAUUAAUAUCAAAUGGUUCAUAUAAAAAAUUAAAAUAUUUAGUUGAUCAUGGUUAUACACAUUUAAAUGUUCGUCUCAAAGGAAAACGAGACGGUAGACAAUUAGCAAACGAAAGAUACUAUUCAAAUAUUGUUAAAUUAAUUGAUGACGUUGAAGAAGCAAAAGCGAGAGCAAGACAAAAAAUGAAUUAUUAA
Messenger RNA from Didymodactylos carnosus, 1092 nucleotides. The record is from the annotation of a GenBank genome assembly. NCBI's taxonomy places the organism in Eukaryota, Metazoa, Rotifera, Eurotatoria, Philodinida, Philodinidae.